AUGGAGCAUUCCGUUGAGAAGCCCAACGAUAAGAUGAUCUGUCGGUUUGUCACGAUUGACAAGACACUUCAACGGAGCCUUCCCCUUCCCAUAGAUGGAGGCACGUCAUCCCCAGCCGAGGUCAAGACUGCUGUCAAAGCUGCUAUAGAGGCUGGUUAUCGUCUUAUUGAUACAGCUGCUAUUUACCAAAAUGAGGAGGCAAUCGGGGAGGCAAUCAAAGAGCUCAUUCAAGCUGGGAAAAUUACUCGAGACGAUCUUUUCAUCACAACAAAGCUGUGGGUAACGCGUUUGCAUCCGGAUGACGUCGAAGGUGCUCUACGUGAAUCCCUUGGCCGACUUCAAAUGAGCUAUGUGAAUCUCUACCUGAUACAUGCUCCGACCUGCUUCAAUAUUCUUUUACGUUAUGUAAUGAAUCGAAACAUUGCUGUCAUACCAAAAUCCGUUAAUCCAACUCGUAUCAUCGAAAAUUUCCAGGUGUUCGAUUUUACCCUGACAGACGAAGAUAUGCGGUUAUUAGAUGAAUCAGUAAAACAGCAUCGAAGGCUUUUCAUUAUUGAUUUCAUGGCUGGUCAUCCGGAAGAUCCCUUUGCUUCGGAACGAAAGCAGUGA
Messenger RNA from Haemonchus placei, 609 nucleotides. Lineage: Eukaryota; Metazoa; Nematoda; Chromadorea; Rhabditida; Trichostrongylidae. The record is from the annotation of a GenBank genome assembly.